GGCCGCUCCCCCGCCCGGCAUGGAGCGGCGGCACGCGCCCGCCGCGAACCGCCGGUACCGGCAGCGCCGCUUCUGGGACGAGCUGUACCGGCAGGAGGGCGCCGAGCCCCGCGAGUGGCUGGGGGGGCUGUCCCGCUUCUUCCCGCACCUGCAGCCUGAGCUGCGCCCCGCUGACCGCAUCCUCGUUCUCGGCUGCGGCAACAGUGCCCUGAGCCACGACCUGUACGAGCUGGGCUACACCGACGUCACCAGCAUCGACUACUCUCCUGCCUGCAUCACGGCCAUGCGUGCCCGCUACGCCUGCUGCCCCAGCCUGCACUGGGCUGUCAUGGACAUCCGUGCUCUUGCCUUCCCUGACGCCACCUUCGACGUGGUGCUGGAGAAGGGCACCCUCGAUGUGCUUAUGGUGGAGGAGACUGACCCAUGGAAUGUCUCGCCCCAGGCAACCGCCGCAAUGCACCGGGUCCUGGCAGAGGUGAGCCGGGUGCUGCGCCCAGGGGGCUGCUUCAUCUCCAUCACCUUCGCACAGCCCCACUUCCGUAAGCCCCACUAUGCCCAGGAGACCUUCGGAUGGUCCCUGCGCCACGUCACUUGCGGGGAUGGGGAUGCUGGCACCUUCCACUACUUCCUCUACGUCAUGCGCAAGGGGCAGCCCCUGGACCCCCUGGACCUGGCCCUGGGGCGCCAUCUACACCAGCCCCCUCCACCUCCCGACCCACCGCCACCCCCGGCCCCCCCGGACGAUGAGGACUACCUCCUUGCCAUCCAGCUGUGACCCAGGGCCUUCCCUGGCCUCCCCCCACCCAAUAAAGCCUUAAGCUUCUCUGCCUUCACGGUGGGGGACGGGGGACCAGUGCUCCCUCCUCACCCCACAAGCUGCCCGGUGAUGUGAGCAAUGGGGAGAAGGGGGGGGGGGCUUGGCCCCCUCCUGGCCCUUCCCUCGCCCAGCUGGAGAGCAGCCAGGGCUCCGGGCUUUGUGGACAAUAAUGAAACCAAAUCGGGUUUAAUUCCACCCAUCCAUCUUGCAAAGAGCAGCUCCCUGUGUCCCACCCACCCCUCUGGGGGCAGCUGGGCUGGGGGGUGCCCACUGUCCUGCACCAGGACCCCUGCACCAGCCUCCUUGGCCACGGGGCUGUGCAAGGACACCAUGUCCUUGUCGCCCCCCAGCUGAGUGGCAGGAGGUCUGGGAUGGGUUGUGCCAUAUAUGCCUAUGUACCCCCUCAAUUCCCACUCCUGGAUGCCAUGACAACACUGGUGUGCCACACACCUGAUCUGUGAUUUCCCGUCCCUGGGGCUAGCAGCACAGUGACACGUGUGUGCUGGGGCUGGUGACAGCCCUGCCACUGUGUGCUGGUGGGGCUGGCUGCAUGUGGGUGCUGGCAUGGCAAGUGGCACCACGGGUGUCCCCACUUAGGCACCAAACCCCCUCAAGGUUGGUGACACUGAUGGGGGGGUGCAGAGGGGACCUGUCCUUGGGGGGACAGUGGUGACACCAAAGAGGCAAAGCUGCCAGGCUGCUAUUCCUGGCAAAAGGCAUAAGUGGGUCAAGCACUGGCUCCCCCCACACCGGGAGCUGGGGAAGAACUCUGGGCUCAGCCCCCCGCCCAGCCAUGCCACCCCAUCCCACCGGCACCCCAGAAACCUGCCAGCACAUGGCAGGGACGGAAAGGAGCAGGCGCUGCCAGCCUCACCUUGGUACAUGAAUGUAGUUUAUUCAUCGCAUUUUGUUCACCAGUACAGUGAAAAAUGGCAUUUAAAUUUACAAUGGAUCAUUCGUAGAACAUCAUGACACAAGUAUCUUUUUUUUUUUUUCUUUUUUUCGUGUUUUUUUCUCGGUUUUUUGUUUGGGAUUUUUUCUCUGUGUUGUGGGGUUGGUUUUCUUUUUGCGUUGUAGUCUCCAUAAACGCCACUCGCAGGUUAUUGAAAAAGAUGGCGAGUUCCUCAUGCACAUCAGACCCCCGAGAAGCCUCUUAAAAAAUAAAAUUAAAUUAAAGUACAAAAUUAAAACCGACUCAGGCCGGUCCCUGCCCCCCCGGCUCCCCCCGCACUCCGCGAGGGGCCGGUGCCUGCCGCUGCCCCGCUGGUCUCUGCCCGGUGCUCCGGAAGGGCACUGCGGUGGCCGGUGGUGCUGUCCCACUGCCGGGGCUCGGGCCGGGGGUCCCCGUGCUUCUCCCCAUGCCUCUGGCUUUCCUCAUGCUCCCUCCGUCGCUCUCGCCCCCUUCAUUUCCCCCCUCCCCUCGGUUUUUUCUUCUUUUUUUGUCUUUUUUUCUUAUGGAAAAAAAAUAUGAACCUUU
Messenger RNA from Melopsittacus undulatus (budgerigar), 2294 nucleotides. It is a transcript of the gene EEF1AKMT4, whose product is annotated as EEF1A lysine methyltransferase 4. The coding region runs from base 20 to 775 and encodes 251 amino acids. Gene Ontology annotation, molecular function: S-adenosylmethionine-dependent methyltransferase activity. The record is from RefSeq and is a predicted model, not a curated record. The transcript has 3 exons. NCBI's taxonomy places the organism in Eukaryota, Metazoa, Chordata, Aves, Psittaciformes, Psittaculidae.